GAACACCUUUGUCACGUCAACUGAUUCCCUUGACGUGAAAGGUUCAUAGUAUUCAAUAGAGUUUACUUUGUGAAGAGAAGUGAGAACAAAACCUAGCAAUGGCUGCUGAAGAUAAUUGGCAGACGAAGCUUCCAACUCUCGUCGAAAGAACUGCGUUCAUUUUUAACAGCAAGAUAUUGAGCGAUGUGAAGUUUGUCGUUCCUGUUUCGACUGAUGAAAGUGAAAGUAAGAAGGUGAUCCCAGCUCACAAGUUUGUGCUCGCAAUCAGUAGUCCUGUGUUCUUUGCCAUGUUUUAUAGCCGAAUAGCGGAGACUAAAGACUCUAUUGAACUGCCUGACUGUGAGCACGAGAGUCUGUUGGAGUUGUUUCGUUUCUUGUACACCGACCAAGUGAAUUUAAGCGGAAGUAAUGUGAUGCAAGUGCUGUACUUGGCGAACAAAUAUCUGGUGCCCUCGCUUGUCAAGAAAUGCAAAGAAUAUCUUCGAGACAACCUGAUAGCAUCGAACGUGUUUUGUAUUCUGCCACACGCACAGAAAUUUGAAGAUAAAGACUUAGAAGAUCGAUGCUGGAAAGUAAUUGAGGAGCAGACCGAAGAAGCGAUGACGUCAGAUGAAUUUGUUACAGUUGAGCGAUCUGUUGUCGAAUCUGUUGUGAAGAGAGAAGCGUUGAAUGUGAGGGAAGUGGAACUGUUCAAAGCUGUUAAUCGCUGGGCCACAAAAGAAUGUGAAAGGCAAGGUGUGACUUCCGAUGGAGAGACAAAGAGACGAAUUCUUGGAGAAGAUAUUGUGAAAGGAAUACGCUUUCCGUUGAUGGAAGAGAAAGAUUUUGCAUCUGUUGUAUUUGAUUCGCGAAUCUUAAAUUAUGAAGAGUUUGGAAACAUGACAAAAUACUACAACGGUCUGAUAAAUUCUCCUUUGCCGUUCUUAAAGGCCAGUAGAAUUGAAUCCACUGUGCACCGAUGCUGCAGGUUUCAAAUGUUUUAUUCCCCAGGGGAACGCUGGUGGUACUGUGGAAUGACUGACUGUAUCAUUCUCACCGUCAAGAAGCCUGUUAAACUUUACGGAGUUCAGCAUUUUGGCUCCAAGAGCGGCGAUUAUACGGUUACAACAGAUAUUGUUGAUCCCGUGGACAACACUUCGCUUGUGAGUCAAACGGGAAAUUACACUUCAGAAAAAAGCGGUACCCAUGCUUAUUACGGCUUUGAUGUGUUGUUCGAUCGUCCUGUUAUUUUGAAAGCAGAUAAAGAGUACAAAGUAAAGUCGCUCAUCAAGGGCCCUACCUCGUGGUACGGCGACGGCGGGCAAACAUCAGUGGAGUGCCAGGGAGUGCAAUUUACAUUUAGUGGCUCGGGGGAUGGCUUAAAUGGGACCGAUAAAAACAGCGGACAGUUUCCUGAAAUUUUGUUUUCAGUAUCCAAGUAG
Molecule: messenger RNA, 1421 nt
Organism: Pocillopora verrucosa
Lineage: Eukaryota; Metazoa; Cnidaria; Anthozoa; Scleractinia; Pocilloporidae
Product: BTB/POZ domain-containing protein 6-like
Biological process (GO): neurogenesis
Cellular component (GO): cytosol
Molecular function (GO): protein binding
Source: RefSeq, a predicted model, not a curated record